This is a messenger RNA of Papaver somniferum (opium poppy), 1563 nucleotides long. Its product is annotated as pentatricopeptide repeat-containing protein At4g31850, chloroplastic-like. The transcript has a single exon. The coding region runs from base 1 to 1563 and encodes 520 amino acids. Lineage: Eukaryota; Viridiplantae; Streptophyta; Magnoliopsida; Ranunculales; Papaveraceae. The record is from RefSeq and is a predicted model, not a curated record. Gene Ontology annotation, molecular function: protein binding.
AUGGUAGAGUUGCAUUCCUCUAUAUCCAUUGGAGUUUAUUCAAGAAGCCUGUAUUUGGUUCCAAAGUCAGCCAUUUCCUCACUUGAAUUCCAUUUGGCGGGGAAGAACAGUUCUAUCAUCCAAUUUGAGAACCCUUUGUUAACUUUCAGCUCUCUUAGAGUUCCAAAGAUCAUACACUCAAUACUUUCACCAUUACUAUUCAAGUUUAAAUUUCCAUGGAAUAUAAAGGUUCCAAACUCAAUCAGAGUACAACUGGUCAACCAAGAGAAACCCAUGAGUGUACAAACGAGAGUGACAAAACUAUCUUCUCCGACUUUGCAAGUCCUAUCUCAAAUAUUCAAACAAAGUCCAUCACCGGACAUUGUUACAUACACGACGUUCAUCAAAUUUCUCGGUGACUCCGGUUAUGCUACCGAAGCCCACCAGCUGUUUACACUCAUGAGAGAAUCCCAUGAGCCUGAUACAAUUUUAUUUACAGUUUUAAUACAAAUUCUAUGCAAUUCCAAAAUGUACGGCCAAGCUCUGGAUGUGUUUCAUGAAAUGUCUUGCCACAACUGCAAACCGGACCUGUUCUGCUACAAUGUGUUGAUCAACAAGCUUGGCGAAAUGGGUCAAGAAGACGCUCUAUGGAAACUUUUCUCCAAGAUGCAGUUAGAAGGUAUUUAUCCCGACGUUGUCACGUAUAGCGCGGUAGUGAAAUCUUUGUGUCUAUCAGAAAAUUUUAAUGAAGCAUUCAGGGUUUUGGAGUGCAUGGAAAUGAAGAAAUCCGUUGAACCACCGAAUACGUACACAUACAAUACAAUAAUCAAAGCGUUUUUGGACCGAAAACAAAUAAAAGAAGCUCUAGGAGUUGUUGGGAGGAUGCAUAUUCUUGGGUUGGAACCAGAUUCAAUUAGCUUCAACUUAUUCAUCAAGUACUACAGUGAUUUGGGUGAAGGGCAGGAGGCUUAUUCUUUAUUGAGAUUUAUGAUUACAACAGGAAUUGAAAUCAAUGAGGCUAGUUAUGUAACAUGUCUCAAUGGACUAAUGAAGCAAGGACAAAGUAAUGAAGUCCUGGAGUUAGUCGAGUACAUACGACAGUCGAACAUUGUAAUCAACAUUCGUGCCUGGAACAAGUUGAUUUAUUGGUUUAGUAAACGGGAUCAACUCGAAGAUGGAUACGGAAUUUUCUUACGGUUAAGAAACCCGAACGAAAUCACCAUGAACACUGUGAUUCAGAUGUUGUAUAAACAUGGAAAAAGUGAGAGAGCUUGGGAGGUUCUUAAGUUGAUGAACGAGAAGAAAAUUGAGGCCUCAGUGGUGACAUACAAUAUACUCUUACAUGGGCUGUGUGAACAGGGAAUGGUUACAAGGGGAUUUAAGAUUGUGUUGGAAAUGAUAGUAAAGGGAUUGAAACCAGAUUUAAUUACUUAUAAUACACUGAUCAACGGCUUGAUUAAAGCCGGUCGGACGGAAGAUGCUUCCAACUUGUUUGAAAUCAUGAGAGGGAGAUUCACCGUCAGUGGUUCUGAUUCUUUAGAGAAAUUUGUCAAGGAAAUGCUUAUAAAAGAAAAGUUGCACUAA